CAUUCAUUGCAUAUUGAUCUGCUGUCUGCUCUUCAUGACUUGUGAGGGACUGACUGGUCGGUACGAUGAACUCUUGCAACAUCUCGCUGCUGGCGAUACGGUAUUUCAGUCACUACGUCACCAAAACUCCUCAGAUGUCUCGGAUGUGCUAGAGGGACUUGUCGACAUGUUUAGCGAGAUGGGCCUUACAUCUUCGGGCUUCAUGGGAGACCAUCCUCUCUCAGGCAUCAAAAAGUGGUGUCGCAGUAACCCUGAGACCGAAGCAAGCGAUGAUUCACCUUUUAAGACGCUGAACGAGGCAUCCUAUGCCUUACACGAACUACGACUAAAUCAUGACUUCCAGCCAUGGAAUCCGGACAGGGAAGACGGGUUGGCCAACGACAAUGCAUUUGAGGAUAGGCUCCGCCGUUGGAAUUCCCGUUUCAAAGCUCUGAGCCAACGAUUGUUAUCAAGCCCAUCAGAUGAUGAGGUAGCGCAUAUCCAAACUCUGCAGCUCCACUAUCAAUCUCUGCAGAUGUAUAUCAAUGCGUACGAUAACAAAGGACUACAACCUUCGCACCCAUACAAAGCAUUCAUUGAGGCCGCAGUGAAGGUAGCCGCCCCUCUAAUAGCAAUAGAUCAACCUACGUUCUCACUAGACGGAUGUCUGGUCUCGGGUCUAUCAUUUGUCGCUAUAUCAACUCAAGGUGGGGAUGAGAAGGUGCAAGCACUUGACCUCCUUCGGAAGUUGAACCACCGUGAAGGCAUUUUCGACAGCAAUGACAUCGUUGAGAUGCAUGAACUGGUAGCCAUGGAUAUGGACUGGGGAUCUGGCUCUGACUCUGAUUCAGAUACUGAUAUAGAGGAACCUGAUCCACCUCUUAGAGCACCAAAAGGAAUACCGCAGAUGAUUGAGGUGCUUGCUCGCAAGACUGGGAAGACAAGCAAACGGCUGGAAGGCUUGUACCCAUAAGUAGAUCCAAGGCUCGGUUUGGGAUACACAUUUAGCACAUCUCCUUAGUCAUUCGUCAAUUCAUAAUCUCUUUCCAUGGCACAUCAGAAUUGAAGAAGAAGAGUAAUAGAAA
Fusarium oxysporum Fo47 is the source of this 1064-nucleotide messenger RNA. RefSeq lists its product as uncharacterized. Bases 35 to 952 code for a protein of 305 amino acids. NCBI's taxonomy places the organism in Eukaryota, Fungi, Ascomycota, Sordariomycetes, Hypocreales, Nectriaceae. The record is from RefSeq and is a predicted model, not a curated record. The transcript has a single exon.